GUCAGUAGCAACUGCGGAGCGCGUAGAAAUGUACGCGUGACGCGACGGUCGCUUGUUAUGGUUGGCCGUCCCGUCGCGAGUGAUCUCGUCGGUGAUAGUGCGCCGCGCCGUCGUCGCGUCUUCGUCGCAGAAACGAUCGUAGGAGCGACCGGUUCCCGCGGAUUUCUCGCGCUGCCCGUUACCUUCCUCACCUCCCUACUGUUGCCGUCGGUGCCUACGGCUCGGUGACACGGCGUCGUUCACGACGCGCGCGACCCGAGGAAACAUGCUGUUCUACAAGGAUAGACUGCUGUCGCCCGGCCAGCUUAAGCGGCUCAGCGAGCACAAGUACAGCUGCACGAGCAACAGCCUCCUCGACGGCCUCCUGCAGCCAUGGUGGGACUGGCUGGUCAGCAAGGUUCCGCUCUGGCUAGCACCCAAUCUCAUCACCGUGCUCGGCCUGAUCGUCAACAUCGUCACCACCCUGAUUCUUGUCUACUAUAGUCCGGACGCGAGAAUCGAGCCACCUAGAUGGGCUUGUUUUUUAUGUGCACUUGGUCUGUUUAUAUAUCAGAGUUUAGAUGCUAUCGAUGGCAAGCAAGCCAGGAGAACCGGCACAUCUACACCACUGGGAGAAUUGUUUGAUCAUGGGUGUGAUUCAAUAUCAACAGUGUUUGUUGCUUUAUCGGCAUGUAUAGCUGUACAAUUAGGAUACUAUCCAACGUGGAUGUUUUUCCAGUGUUUCUGCGCAAUGACGCUUUUUUACUGUGCUCAUUGGCAGACCUAUGUUUCAGGUUCCUUGAGAUUUGGUAAAGUGGAUGUAACGGAAGCACAGUUUACAAUCAUAGCUAUUCAUCUGAUUUCCGCUAUCUUUGGUCCACAAAUUUGGAUGAUGGAGAUACCAUUCUUAGAUGGUUUUAUGUUUAAGUAUUUAUUAGGAGUUAUGACAGUCGUGUGUGCACUGGCAAAUUUGUAUUCCAUAUUUUCGGUGAUUUUCACCGGAGGAGUGGGCAAGAAUGGUUCCACUGUGGCUAUCCCCGUACUCGGUACGUUCAGUAACUACAUAGCAAUGGUCUUUUAUGCAGGCUACCUUCACGUGUUCCUUGAAUUCUGUAAAGUCUUUGAAUCUGGUGGGAUUGGAAAAAACGGUUCCACAAUUGCAUUGCCAUACACUGGCACAGAGGUGAAGGUGUUUCCAUUAUGGGCUGCUGUGGGCAUCGCUAUUUUACUUGCACAGAGCAGCAUAUCCGUCAUUCUCGCCGGUGGUGUCGGAAAAAAUGGCUCCACCGUCGCAGGGACGUCCGUUUUAUCGCCAAUUAUACCAUUUAGCUUUGUGGUGGUACCGGCUUUUAUAAUAUAUAGAAAAAGCGCUGAACACGUCUACGAAAACCACCCAGCCCUGUAUAUACUUUCGUUUGGAAUAGUGGCGGCGAAAGUUACGAAUAGAUUAGUGGUUGCUCAUAUGACUAAGAAUGAGAUGCAAUACUUGGACAGUUCGUUAAUCGGUCCAGCUAUGCUGUUUCUCAAUCAAUAUUUCAACUUUUUUAUCAAAGAAUACUACGUUCUCUGGCUGUGUUUCAUCUGGGUCACUCUGGAUAUCUUCCGAUAUAGUGCUCAAGUAUGUCUUGAAAUAUGCGAUCACAUGAAGAUCAAGCUUUUUAGGAUACCAUGCAACCAUACGGGCACUAUCCAGGUCAACGCCGCCGAGAAAAAUGUUCACAUGACGGUGGAGGAAGAGCCGCUGUUAGACGAGGAAUACCAUCACGGAUCCGACACGGCCGUCGACCUCUGAUAUAGCCUUAAGCUAUUGCUUACUGAAUCGGCCACACGCGACUACGAUUUGAAACAAUCGCGAUAGGCAUCGUAGGAUUGCGGAAUAAAUAAGGUUCGCGCUGGAUCUCGCGGGAUAUCCGAUAUUGCUGGGCAACGAGGCCACGCGAGAUCGCACGGCAGCAACGAUUGCACGAGGAAUGACUUGUGUGUCUCACACCCCUGCAUGGUGUUUACCUCCGUAUAUGUGCUGGCGCGUAGAGAAGAGAUCUGUUUCCCUUUUACAUCGCAAUAUUUUGUACAUGUUGUUUCGAUACACACUUUUAUAUUAAAUACUCGAUGGAAAUAGUACAAAAAGCGAGCAUUUUGGCGAUGCGGUGAACCGAUGCGAUUGUACCGACCUACGAGCGAAAUCGCUUUUUUUUCCUUGUUAUGUGUGCGCUUAUCAGAUCGGCUACUUAAAUGGAUGUAUAGGAGAACGAGAGAUGGGUCUGUAUGUAUAUAUUCCGCAAUAUUACGGGUGUAAUACAGUUUUCGCGCAAUGUGCAUUAAUCAACGAACUUGAAGAUACUUAUACGUAACUUAUACGUAGGAGAGCCGGAAUCAACGAAAUUUUGUCACGCUAGUAUCUCGUCAAAGGGGAUCCCGAGAAUCCCCUCUGACGAUGCUGAUGAGAUGUAUUCAGAAAUGUGGAAAUUAUUGAAGCUAGCACUUUGAUUAGACGUAGAAGCGAUAUUUUGACUUGCUAAUUUUUGACUGCGAUCGUUCGUGAUGCAGGAGCGAGUUUCUUGCGUGAGCAACAUCGGCUGAAAGCUGUUGGCAUUUAUUUUAUACAGUAACAAUAAUGUAAGCCACGUAAGGAGAAGCAUCUUCGAAAGCCUGCAGGAAAUCGUUAAAUAUAUGUAUAAGCUAACUAGACGAACGAACACUACAGCAUUAUACGAAUGUUAAUCGUAGUUUUUACAUCUUGGUGUGUCGAUUAUUUGCACGAAAGUCUUUCUUUGCUCACAAAGAUUAAAUCUAUCGCAUUAACGUUAGAUUCAUUAAGUUUCCACGAACACGCUGAAGAUUUCACGUACAGCACAAAGUAGCAAAAACAUUGCAGCAAUUUUGCAAUGUUUUUUCUAUGCUAUGCUGUAUGGUUUAUUAUCUUUCACAUCUCGAUAAUUUGGUAAUCUCUCUAAUCUGUGGUGUUCGCACAGCGUAAGGUAAUUGUUACAGGUCCUAAUAAGACACUCCUAUCUCAACGAAUUCGCGUAAUUUAUUAAUUAUAAAAUUCAUAUGAUAUUUAAUAAAAUUUAUACAAGCGCGACGAGUUUCCUCCUUCUCCCAGUUCGUUCAAGAUCAGCGGUUAU
Molecule: messenger RNA, 3104 nt
Organism: Solenopsis invicta (red fire ant)
Lineage: Eukaryota; Metazoa; Arthropoda; Insecta; Hymenoptera; Formicidae
Gene: bbc
Product: cholinephosphotransferase 1
Exons: 11
Coding region: 266-1771 (501 amino acids)
Biological process (GO): phosphatidylethanolamine biosynthetic process
Cellular component (GO): endoplasmic reticulum membrane; Golgi apparatus
Molecular function (GO): diacylglycerol cholinephosphotransferase activity; ethanolaminephosphotransferase activity
Source: RefSeq, a predicted model, not a curated record